GGCCCCGCUCUUCUCGCGAGAGGCGCGGCUGCGGGACGGACGGUAGGGCGACGCGGAAGUGGCGGACCGCUGCGGAGGCGGAGGCGGGCGGGCGCCGUUAACCGCCUCGCGGGGCUUCCCGCACCCUCCUUCCCGGCGGCCGCUCAGCCUCGGCCCGUCCGCGAUCCUGACCGGCCCGGCCCUGGGAGGCGGCGGCGGCCGGGGCCCGAGCUGGGCCCGCGGGGCGCCGCGGUUUGCCCUUGAGAGGCUCCCUUCCAGCAGCGGCCCCGCGGGACCCUCAGGCGGCAGCCCCUCGGCGCAGGCUGAGCGGCGGCGCAGGCCGCGAGGUUGCUACUCGGCGCGUCGGUGGCGGCGCCGGAUUCGGGGCGCGGAGCCUCCGGCGCGGGGUCCUGGUGGCUGCUCGGCGCGCGGCCGGGCCGAGGAGGGGGGCGCUGCCCAUGAGUCCCCCGCCCUUCCGUCCCGCCCGGCGCUGAAGGAGCGGCCCGGCCCGGCCCAUGGCGGGAUUCGGCAGCAACCGGCGGGGCGGUCGCCUCCCCUCAUUCCUCUUCGCGGCGCUGCUGCUGAUCAUCGCGGCGCUGGCCUUCAACGCCUGGAGCUCGUCGACCCGCCAGAGGGCCCUGCGGGAGGAGGCGGCCGAGCUGCAGGGCCAGGCCAAGCGCGGCGAUGUGGCCCGGAGCCGCCUGGAGAAGAGGAACUCGGAGCUGCUGCUGCAGGUGGAGUCGCACAAGAAGGCCCUGGAGCAGAAGGAGGCCGAGCGCAGCCGGCUGAGCAGCCAGCUCCAGGCCAGGGACGGCCAGGUCCGCACGUGCGAGGAGGGCAAGGUCAAACUUCAGAGCAACAUAUCAUACCAGAUGGCAGACAUACGACGCUUAAAGGAACAACUUGCAGAAUUGCGUCAAGAAUUCCUACAACAAGAGGACUAUCUUCAUGAAUACAAGAAAAACAAUACACAACUUCUUAAAAGAUUGGAGUAUGAAAGUUUUCAAUGCGGGCAGCAAAUCAAAGAACUAAGAAUACAACAUGAAGAAGAUAUGAAAAAAUUGGAGGACCAAGUUUUGCAGGACCAGAAGGCCACACACAGGAGCCAAUUCACCAAAGACAUUGAGAGAGGAUUGAGUGAGAGUCCAAAAACAGUAAAGGCAACUCAAAAACUGAACGAAGUUAAGAAUGAAGCACCAUCAACCAACAAUAUAUCAGAUGGCAAAGAAAAGAUUAAACCUGGAGAUGAUGCAGGCAUGCCUGGAAUAGAAGAGAAUGACCCUGCCAAAGGUGAAGAUACACUCACUGCUUUGAAGAAGCCACUUUUUUCAACUUCUCAAAAUCAGCAUCAGCCUGGUGGAAAAGUUUUCACGGAAAAAACCCGUACUCUAAAUCUGGUUCCAGCUGCAAUACUGGAGGGUAAUACUGACAUGGUAAACCAGGUACCAGCAAACUAUCUUCAGCGUGCAAUUUCUGAACACACAUUGGACAUUCAAAAAACCAAAAAACAGCUUGCAAAACAGGCUUCCAAGGAGAGAGUCAACAACUUUCAGAGAAUGAAGCAAAGCCGGUUCUUUGAUGAGAAUGAGUCCCCCGUUAAUCCUCAGCAUGGAUCUAAACUGGCGGAUUAUAAUGGGGAUGAUGGGAACGUGGGUGAGUAUGAGGCAGACAAGCAGGCUGAGCUGGCCUACAAUGAGGAAGAGGAUGGUGAUGGUGGUGAAGAAGACGUCCAAGAUGAUGAGGAGCGGGACCUCCAAAUGGACCUGGUGGACUAUGGGAAACCACGUUUUAAUGAUGUCCUUUAAAGCCUCAAUGACUUUCUUCUGAGAGAUUCUGCAAGUCUUCAGUGUUUGGGGCAAAAGAAUCGGGAGACCAGAGGCAGUGUGCUGUCCGACGUGAAACCUUGGAAGCAAAAGGUAAAAUGUAGUGAUGUGCGUCUAGUGGGUUCCAGCUCUUUGCAAAUAAAAGAGAUGCUUUGUCCUACAUGAUGAGGAGUGGGUUAGUUACCGGACUGGGCUGUAAGACUGUUCUUUAUCUGUAAUCUUUGUGUUAAACAUUAACAUUGCAAAAUAAUUUUACAUGUUUCUGAAAUAAAGUGAAUGUGUACAGUUUGUAUCUCAUACAUAGUCAUGACUUCAUUGCAGAAAAAAUAUAUAUAGAUGGAACAUUGAAACAGCAAUGUAUUUAAUUCAUGCAGGCAAAUUGUUUUCUCUCGUCUUGUGACUUGUAUUUUAUGGUAACAUUUCAUUUUGAAAAAAAUAAGACUGAAAAUAGAUUGUAUGUGUGUAUGAAAGAACUUUGUUUAACACAACUCUGCAAGGUCUAUGUGGUAGUGAAAUCAUACAGGAAGUUAGCCCUAGGAGAAUGACUAACGUUACCCAUAGCAAAUGCUUUGCAAAAGUAUUCUCAUUUUAUAUAUUUUUAUUAGGCUCUGAAUUGACAAAUCAUAUUUUGAGCAUUGAAAAGCUAUAUUCGUUAACACGUGUUUUUCUUUACAGCAGUGGCCUUUGAUUGUAUGCAGUGAUAGAUUUAAGUUAUUUAAACUUGCUUAAAACUGAAAUCUUGGAUUUUUUAAAUUCAUUCUCCCUAAACCCGUUGUGUCCAGCUCCUGAGUGAUGCUGUUCUUUUUAACGAAAGUACGACUGGAGGGGUCCUGCAUGAAAAUGGAAAAGGGGUCCCCAAUCACGCAUGUUCAGCGAAGGGCAUCGUCUGUUCCCCGGGGGGGGGGGAGGGCGGGGCCAGAUGGAGCAAGCACUUUGGGAUGUUCACAGCAACAGUGACAGGCUGUUAAAUGUUAACCCUGAUGAUUUUAUCAACAAGGGCUACUGUGAAUAAAAUGUUCAAGUCCUGUAUGUCAGGGUUGAUGGUCUCUCACUACAGAUCGUUCUUGCUGAAGGACAGCAAUUGGGAGUAGAAAUUCUGAAUGCCGUCACUAAGCAAUAUAGUCAUAAAGCACAAUGUCACAUGAAUGUGCUACUUAGUAUGGCAGUUUCAAUAUUUUUAGUUGCCAUUGUUAAAUAAAUUCUGGUGUUGCUAAUUGCAAUUCCCAUGGCUGCUGUUUGUAACUGCCUUGACUUUGAUUGCUGGAAGCCAACAGUGAAACUCACAGAUAGCAACUGUGGAACCGUAGGAUGUUGCAACAUUAUAGUUGAUUGCUGAGCACCCAGAUGGAGAUCCCAUAACUGCAGGUAUGCUUUGUAAGUAAAAGGACCAAUUAGAAGCACCACUUGGUUCAGUGCUGUUGUAAGUUGACUUACUGAAUGAGUGGUCAUUAAGCAAGAGCCACCUGUAUUUCUGGGCUCAGGUUAAAGUUCAUUUUUGAUGAAUAAAAUCCAUUUGUGAUCACUGCAUUAUACUAAAUUGCAUUAGAAAAGUAUUCAUUUUUGACUAUUAAAAUAGAAGUCUCUGCCUGGGAUUAUUUUGAGCCAUCAGACAAAAGCAGGGUCCCUCAAGGGGAAUUGUUCUGCUUGCAAUUUUUUUUCCUAUGCUAUAAAAAAUUGCUGGGUUUGCACACAAAUAUUAGGCUGAAUCUGCAGCCCUGUCCUGUUCUUCAGCGCCCCCCCCCCGUCUGUCUUUAUGUUGCAACUGAUGAAAUGACAAAACUAUUUCCAAAGCUAGGUGUAAUUUUGUUAAGAAUCUGCUGUUGAACAUUUAAUAGGGUUUAAUAAAAGCUUCAUAUAGCUUG
This is a messenger RNA of Crotalus tigris (Tiger rattlesnake), 3664 nucleotides long. It is a transcript of the gene GOLM2, whose product is annotated as golgi membrane protein 2. Bases 495 to 1784 code for a protein of 429 amino acids. The record is from RefSeq and is a predicted model, not a curated record. NCBI's taxonomy places the organism in Eukaryota, Metazoa, Chordata, Lepidosauria, Squamata, Viperidae. The transcript is spliced from 10 exons.